AAUAUGGCAGGAUGUAUGAAAAAAGCAAAGGUUUCAAUCGGCAAAGAUGUCGUGCUACUUCACCAACUGGAGAGAGGCGUAUUCACGCCGAGCAACUCACCAUUCCCUUUAAAAUUAGAAACCUAUUUACGCAUGGCCAACAUCUCUUACGAGAACGAUUUUAAAGACCCGAUGGGACCUAAAGGCAAAACACCUUGGAUGACACUGAACGGACAAGAUUUUAGCGAUUCACAACUUUGUUUGGAAUUGCUGGCCACGAAAUUUAGCAAAGAUUUCAGCUCCCAUUUAACAGACGAGGAACGGGCCAUCGGACGGGCAUUUCAAAUCAUGGCUGAAGAGCAUCUCUACUGGGUCGUUGUUCUGUGGAGAUGGGUGUACACCAAAGGUAAAACGCUGCCGAACAUUCAAAUGAAUUUACCUGCAUUGUUGCGUUACGUCAUGCCUAUCGCCGUGAGAAUAAUGAAAGGUCAAGCAUCGGCCCAGGGCCUGGGCAGGCACAGCGAACAAGAAGUCAUUGAAAUGGGCAUGAAAGAUUUGCGGGCCAUCUCAGCCUAUCUUGGGACUAAACCUUAUUUUAUGGGGGAUACACCAACUGAAAUGGAUUGCGCAAUGUUUGGAAUCCUGGCCCAGUUCGUUUGGGGCAUGCAAGGCUCACCGUUCGAACCGUACAUGAAAGAUGAACUCAUCAAUUUAAAGAACUUUUGCGAGAGAAUGAAAGAUAAAUUCUGGCCGGAUUGGGAUCAGUGUCUCCUACCUCCCCGAGUGUGACGCCAAUUAGAGUUUUGGAAAAAAUGUGUUCAUUAUAUUGGAAUUGAAAUAGAUGAUAAGUGCAAACGUU
This is a messenger RNA of Daphnia carinata, 838 nucleotides long. RefSeq names its product failed axon connections homolog. NCBI's taxonomy places the organism in Eukaryota, Metazoa, Arthropoda, Branchiopoda, Diplostraca, Daphniidae. The coding region runs from base 4 to 768 and encodes 254 amino acids. Gene Ontology annotation, cellular component: cytoplasm. The record is from RefSeq and is a predicted model, not a curated record. The transcript has 5 exons.